Panthera uncia (snow leopard) is the source of this 2291-nucleotide messenger RNA. RefSeq names its product G-protein coupled receptor 35-like. Gene Ontology annotation, cellular component: membrane. Bases 369 to 1511 code for a protein of 380 amino acids. Gene Ontology annotation, biological process: phospholipase C-activating G protein-coupled receptor signaling pathway; positive regulation of Rho protein signal transduction. The transcript is spliced from 2 exons. The record is from RefSeq and is a predicted model, not a curated record. Gene Ontology annotation, molecular function: G protein-coupled receptor activity. Lineage: Eukaryota; Metazoa; Chordata; Mammalia; Carnivora; Felidae.
GGUCUCCCCACCCGGUGCCAAUCAUGGACGCACACAGGUAGGGGGCACCACCCAACCAAAACAGGCCUGCCAGAAGCCCCGUGCAGGCCGUCACCCCGCCCCGUGUGAGAGGCACCCUCGGUCCCCAUCCAGCCCUGAGCUCCAGGCUGCUGCAGAGGGGCCCAGAGCUGUGGUCUGGGUGUCACAAACCGCAGGCAGAAGCUGCGGGCCCCAGGCGCACAUGGACCAGGGAAGGGGGCCGCCUACCGGCCAGCUGCACCGAGAUGGGACCACACCCACUCGAGAGAGUACAAAAGCGUAACCACAGCCUUGGGGCUGCAGAGCAGUGAGCGGCCCAGCCGGAGUCUCCGAGGCCCCAGCCAUCCCAGAUGGGUGAAGCUGGGGCGCCCGCCGCCGUCCCCGUCCCCGGGAACGGGACCGGCUCUGAGGGCUGCAGCACGGAGAGGAGCGUCCUGUCCCAGGCGGCCACCAGCGUCUCCAUCUAUGUCAUCUUGGCGCUGGGGCUGCCGCUCAACGGCCUGGGGCUCUGGGUGUUCUGGUGCCGCCUGCGCAGGUGGACCGAGACCCGCGUCUACAUGGCCAACCUGGUGGCGGCCGACUGCCUGCUGCUGCUGAGCCUGCCGGGAGUGCUGCACACGCUGGGCCAGGCGGCGGGGGCCCAGGAGGGCGUCGUGUGCAGGGUCGUGCAGAGCUUCUACUACAUCAACACCUACAUGAGCAUAUGCCUCAUCACGGCCAUCGCCACCGACCGCUACGCCGCCCUGCGCUUUCCGCUGCGGUCUCGCGCCUGGCGCAGCCCCCGCCAGGCCGCCCUCACCUGCCUGGCCCUCUGGCUGCUGGUGUUCGGGGCCGUGGCCCUGCCGGCGUCCUGGCUGCGCGCGGGGGAGAGCUUCUGCUUCGGCCGGGGCCGCACCCGGGGCCCCAGGACCCUGGCCUUCUCCCUGCUGCUCUUCCUCCUCCCGCUGCUGGUCCUCAGCUUCUGCUCCUGGCAGGUGCUCCGGCACCUGACCCGCAAGCGCGCGCGGUCCCCGCCCCAGGACGCCGCCCACAUCCUCAGGGCCCUGCACGUGGUGGCGGCCAACUUGGCCACCUUCCUGCUCUGUUUCCUCCCACUGCACGUGGCCUUGCUGGCCAUGCUGGUGGCCCGGUGGACAGACGCGGCCUGCCCCACUCUCCAGGCGGUGGCUGCCUUCGUGCAGGUGACCUCCCGCAUUGCCAACGCCAACUGCUGCCUGGACGCCGUCAGCUACUAUUUUGUGGCCAAAGAGUUCCAGGAGGAGGUGGGGGCCGUCCUCAGCACGUCCCGGCCUUUCCGGGGACGGAUGCAGAGCGCUCCUACACGUGACUACCCUGACUGGGCCGUCCAGGCGUGGACGGAUGAGGACAACAGCUCGGGAGAGGCCCCACGCAUGGCCCUGCAGCACGUGCCGCGGGGAGCCCCGGGCCCCCCCGAGGCGACUCUUCCCCCCUCCGCGGCGUGCGCCAGAAGUAGCCUCACUGUGCACGUGUGACUUUGGAUUUACGGGUCCUGGGGACGUGGACUCUCCCUCAGCAAAUAGAAUUUAACCAAGGCAUUAAAAAAUUGCCACCCCACGGAUCUCUUUUCCCAGACGGAUCUCUCUUCUCAGCGCCUGGACGGCCCUCCUCGGCAAGCACUGGGGAGGGCAUUUCUGUCACCUAUAGCCGGUGAUUAGAACCAAAAUCUCUCAGAGGCUACAAGGUCUCUCCUCAGGCCGGUGACACCACUGCAGACAGAAUUCAAGUACGUCCCGUGGGCCGCAGGACGUUCACAGAGACACAGCCACCGAACAAGCUUGAAGACACUCCUUUGUAAAAACCGUUCCGUGGGUUCUUACAGAGCAUCAAAGAGGUCCCGUCCUGACCUUCGGGGAUUCGGGGUGCUUCCCUGAGCCCCCGUUCUUCCGCACCCCUCAUGCCUCCCGGCACCGCUGGGGGCCUCCCACUUUGGGCCGGGCUCGUGGACACCCACAGGCUGAGCUGAGGGUUGGGGGGUGCCUCUCCCCACAACGCUGAGGUUCUCAGGAGGUGUCCACCCUGCCGGGGCCCGAGGGCCCGGCUUGGAAUGGACUUAUGGGAUCGGCACAAACACCUCCACUAGGAAGCCCGGGCAGGACACAGACCUGAGGGGCUCGUGCUGGAGGCUGGGGGCCCCAAACUGGGGCCGAGGAAGCAGAGGUGGGGGCUCCCAACAGCCUCAGGUGACUAGAGGGAGAAUGGGAGACCCGGACCCCUACCUCCUUCCCCUCACCUUGUUCCUCUUCCCCCUCCCC